Molecule: messenger RNA, 906 nt
Organism: Lentinula edodes (shiitake mushroom)
Lineage: Eukaryota; Fungi; Basidiomycota; Agaricomycetes; Agaricales; Omphalotaceae
Exons: 5
Coding region: 1-906 (301 amino acids)
Source: RefSeq, a predicted model, not a curated record
AUGCAAUUGGUGCAGGUCCGCCUCCAGCAUCUGCUCCUGCUAUUCAUUACUUUGCUCGGCCUUGUUCUGCAUGCCAAAGCUGGUCAAGGCUUCACAAAUGGUCUAUCAAUUAUUGAUGCACCUAGUUCCGGCAGUCCUGGUCAUGCUGGGAGCGUCCUUCCCAUCGCUAUAGAUAUAUCGGGAGACGGUCAGCUGAGUUCCGAUGCUUCGAAUCCCAACUCGACAGCUUCGACGCACUUUAGUCUCUUGGAAAUAUACCUCGUAUCCUCCGAGACAGGUCUUAAUAUCACAGUGUCUAAUGGUCCUGGACUCUUGGCUCAAGAGUCCGGAAGUACGGUCAAACAUGUAAAUUGGCCUGUUCCCACUUGUGUUACUGCUGGAAACUAUAAUCUGACCUUGUAUGAAACUGCAAGCAUCAAUGGUCAACCCCACUUCACCAUCACACCCAUCUCCAUUCCGAUUGAGAACGCUAAUCCUUCCGGUAGCUCCUGCUCACAAACCACUAGUGUCACUAUUAAUCCCUUACAAACACAACCACAACCUCAGAACUCACUGACUCAAUCACCCUUCCCAGGAGGAAUUUCCAGCUCCGGGUCAGGAUUUGUGACGAUCACGAUUACUGGCCCUCUUCCGUACCCAAUGCCUACUACAGUCACUGUUACACCGUCAGCAACUCCCACAACCGUGGUUGUAGUAUCUAUGACUACGGAGACUGUAACAACCACCGGUCCUUCUGGUUUUAUAACGAAGACCUUGACGGAAACUGCCUGGUCUUCAAACGUUGCUGUUACUGCUGCAGCUAAUGACUCUGGUUUCUUGCCUGUAAAUGCCGGAACUUCUACGAGAAUGGAAGUUGGUUUGAUUUUAGUAUCGCUCUUCGUGACAUUUUGGACGCUUCUAACAUAA